AUGACGUCCAAUAACGGAAUGGCUAUAGGGAAAUUGACACCAGCGUUGGUCGCGGCACUCUUUGAAAGGGCACACGACAAGCAAUUUAUCAUCCAACUUGAGAAUUCAAUGGUUGAAUUCAUGGGCUCACCCGCGGAAGCGUAUCAAUUGGAACCAAUGAAUUCCUAUUACAGACUUCUGGCUCAUCAUGUUGCAGAGUAUCACGGAUUGGGGCAUUCGUUGUCUAGAAAUAAUGACGCAUGUGUCGUGGUAUUUAAGGGAGAGACUUUUCUAAGAGACAAAUCCAUUGUGCUACUUCAAAACCUUGAUCCUUCGUGUGUAACAAAUGCAGUAGACACACAGCGAUCCGAAAGCAAGCAGAGUGCAUCGAAGUCAAUGAUUGCCCAGGAAACAAGGCAAGUAUAUAAUUCCGCUGGUCUGAAACCACUGGCCGCAGUAUCAGAAAAAGAGGGGACCAGAACCCCAGAGACCCCCAGCACCCCUAAAAAACCGAUUCCUAUUGAGGAUGACUCGCCUCAACCGCAUCAAUUCGAGACUUCGCGAUACAGGUUCAGACAACAAUCUGAAAAACCCCGGAGGCGCAAAAAUUAUAAAGGUUCCACCAACCGAACGGCUCAGCCUGUAUACUUUCCUCCGCCACCUGCUUUUCCAGUCCCUUACAUGCUCUACAAUCCAUACCCAAUGAUGUUUGUGCCACCUGAGCGCCAAUUCUCACAGUUCGCGCCGGUGGCGCCUGUUGGGCAAUACCCAAACCCAAACCCGUUCAUAUACGGACAUCCCGCCCACAAUAAGGUCGAGCCUUACGGGCCAAACGGUAGCAGCAGUACAUUCUCAUCCAUGAGGACGUACAAGACAGAGGACUCCGAGUCUUUGGAAUCGUUAAGCAAAGACGCUUCUGAAAAGCAAGAGCCCAGGAUGUCCAGGAAGGACUCUGAAACAAGCGUCGGAAAGAUUAGUGAUAAAAUGGAUAAAUUAGGGUUAUAA
Lachancea thermotolerans CBS 6340 is the source of this 984-nucleotide messenger RNA. RefSeq names its product Rbs1p (gene RBS1). NCBI's taxonomy places the organism in Eukaryota, Fungi, Ascomycota, Saccharomycetes, Saccharomycetales, Saccharomycetaceae. The coding region runs from base 1 to 984 and encodes 327 amino acids. The transcript has a single exon. Gene Ontology annotation, molecular function: nucleic acid binding. The record is from RefSeq and is a predicted model, not a curated record. Gene Ontology annotation, biological process: galactose metabolic process.